Messenger RNA from Sphenostylis stenocarpa, 1899 nucleotides. The record is from the annotation of a GenBank genome assembly. NCBI's taxonomy places the organism in Eukaryota, Viridiplantae, Streptophyta, Magnoliopsida, Fabales, Fabaceae.
AUGCCUCAUCCUCUUGUUCCACCUCCUUCUUCCCUCAUAAACACCCUUUUCUUCUUCUCACUCUUCUUCCCAACAUCUAUAUCUAGUGAUGCUGAAGGGUACACAGCAUGUGAACCUUUUAGCUGUGGGAAAUUCGACAAUAUUAGGUACCCAUUUUGGAGUAAGGACCAACAAGAUUAUUGUGGGCAUCCAAAGUUCAUGCUUGAUUGCCAACAAGACAACGUGACCAUUGACAUCAUGUCACAGACAUUCCAAGUCAUUGAUAUGGAUCAGAUAUCUAAGGUUUUGAAGAUUGCAAGCAACACUUCCAAUGAUGUUGAGUACACUUUGUUAUAUGACUGUGGCCCUCUUGGAUAUGCGUCUAGUAGUGUGAAUAUUGAAGGAGCAAUACAAUUUAAUUGCCGCAUAGGUGGUGAUCUUCAAGCUGGAUUCUUUGUGUUGAGUACUGAUGUGGUUAAUUUCAAUAGUCUGAGUUGCAAGAAUAGCAUCACUGUUUAUGUCCUAAAAGAGGCUGUGAAGAAUGAUUCGGUUGUGGACAAUGUUUUAGGAAGAGAAUUUGAGGUUGGAUGGAGUGGUGUUAAUGAAGAUCAAUGUAAUGGUUGCUCAAAAUCUGGUGGGAGAUGUGGACACAAUGCAUCUGUGGAUGCGUUUACGUGUCUCUGUCCUAAUCAGCAGUCUGAUGGUGAGGUUUGUAGCAAAAUCCUGGCAAGUUCUUCAUAUGCUCCUAAUGUAGAGAAGAUGAUAGUCAUUAGUGAUGGUCAUGAAUACAAGCGUUUUGUUUUCCAUCCUCGUAUUGCAUGUGGAGCAAUGGGAGUCUUCAUGAUGUGCAUCAUAAUAUGCUGUAGUAAAUGUAUGUCAUCAAAAAGAAAGGUAAUAUUUAGGAUGACAAACGACCAAGAUAUUGAGGUAUUCUUAAAAAAUCAUGGGACUCUAGCACAAAAGAUAUAUAAAUUUUCAGAAGUGAAGAAAAUGACCAACAACUUCUCAGUUAAACUGGGUGAAGGUGGUUUUGGUGUUGUCUACAAAGGAGAGAUACUCAAUGGUUAUCCUGUGGCGGUAAAGAUAUUAAGUGCAUCAAAAGGAAAUGGCCAAGAAUUUAUCAAUGAGGUUGCCAGCAUCAGUAGGACUUCUCAUGUUAAUGUUGUCCAACUUCUUGGAUUCUGUUUGGAAGGAAAGACGAAAGCUCUGAUUUAUGAAUACAUGGCUAACGGUUCUCUCGAUAAGUUCAUUAGUAAUAAGGGAUUCGAAAGCACUCCAUCUUUGAGCUGGGAUAAUUUGUUGCAAAUUGCCAAAGGGAUAGCCCAAGGACUAGAUUACUUGCACAAGGGAUGCAACACUCGAAUUUUUCAUUUUGACAUAAAACCACAUAACAUUCUUUUGGAUGAGGACUUAUGUCCCAAGAUAUCAGAUUUUGGGCUUGCAAAACUUUGUCCUGCCAAAGAAAGCACUAUUCUCAUGUCAGAUGCUAGAGGAACAAUAGGAUACGUAGCUCCAGAAGUGUUUAACAAACAUUUUGGUGGAGUUUCUCAGAAGUCUGACGUCUACAGUUAUGGAAUGAUGCUACUAGAAAUGGUGGGAGUGAGGAACAAUAUUAAUUUAGAAGCUACUGAAACAAGUGAGUACUUCCCAGAUUGGAUAUACCGCAAGUUAGAGCAAGGGGAAGAUUCGAGAACUGACGGGGUGAUAGACACAGAAGAUAAAGAGAUAGAAAGGAGAAUGAUUGUAGUUAGUUUAUGGUGCAUUCAAACGUUUCCAAAGGACAGACCUACCAUGAGUAAAGUAAUAGAUAUGCUAGAAGGCAACAUGAAUUCCCAAGAAAUGCCCCCAAAACCCUUGCUUUCUUCUCCCACUACUAGAUCGGUGCCAGAAUGGACCACUAGUUCUUUGCAGUCUGUGUAG